This is a messenger RNA of Oryzias latipes (Japanese medaka), 4846 nucleotides long. It is a transcript of the gene spag1a, whose product is annotated as sperm associated antigen 1a. The record is from RefSeq and is a predicted model, not a curated record. Gene Ontology annotation, cellular component: cytosol. Gene Ontology annotation, molecular function: protein binding. NCBI's taxonomy places the organism in Eukaryota, Metazoa, Chordata, Actinopteri, Beloniformes, Adrianichthyidae.
AAAUCCCCGGUCAGCCUCAUUUCUAGCUGCAGCGAGCAGAGGCAGGAAGCGAGGAGGAGUCUGCGCAGGACAGAAGGAGCGCAGCCAUGGGGAACGCGCAGGAGAAACCCCCAGGAGGAGGCGGCGGGGCAAAGGGGGCCCAUCAUGGAGGCCCGGCGGGGGGGAAACCCCAGAACCACAAAGCUCCAGAGAAGGGGCUGUCCAACGGCUCUCCGCAAGACAACAACAGCCCCGCCGGCCGGAAAGAGGAGCAGGCCAGCCCCGCAGUGGAUACGAGUUACCUGGAUGCUCCAGCCGGGGCCCUACCCCCCCACCUGGCCCGGCUGAAAAAUGAGGGGAACCACCUCUUUAAACACGGCCAGUUCGGAGAGGCGCUGGGGAAGUACACGCAGGCCAUCGAAGGAUGUGCUGAGGCAGGGGUUGAUAGUCCAGACGACCUGUGCAUUCUCUACUCCAACAGAGCUGCAUGCUACCUGAAGGAUGGAAACAGCGCCGACUGCAUACAGGACUGUACCAAGGCUUUGGAGCUUCAGCCCUACUCCUUGAAGCCUCUGCUGCGCAGAGCCAUGGCUUAUGAGUCACUGGAGCGCUACAGGAAGGCCUACGUGGAUUACAAGACUGUGCUGCAGAUGGACACUGGGAUACAAGCUGCUCACGACAGCGUCCACAGGAUCACAAAGAUGCUGAUUGAGGAGGACGGGCCUGAGUGGCGGGAGAAACUUCCAGAGAUUCCCGCCGUUCCUCUCUCUGUUCAGCAACAGCACCGAGAAAAACCAGCCAGCAUCGAGCAGGCACAGGCGCGCGCCGCCAGGGCCGCACAGGUGGACGCCAGAAAAGAAGAGGCCCGGUUCAGUUUACUGAAGCAGGAAGGAAAUGGUUUGGUCAAGAAAGGACUCUUCCAGGAAGCUCUGCAGAAGUACAGUGAAUGUCUGGCAUUGAAACCAGAUGAUUGCGCCCUUUACACUAACAGAGCCAUUUGUUAUUUAAAGCUGCUCAACUAUGAAGAAGCCAAACAGGACUGCGACUCUGCAAUACGACUGGAUCCAACCAACAAGAAAGCCUUCUACAGACGAGCCCUGGCCUUUAAGGGGCUGCAGGAUUACCUGUCGGCCAGCAGUGACCUCCAGGAGGUUCUCCAGUUGGACCCCAACGUGGGGGAGGCCGAGCAGGAGCUGGAGGAGGUGACAAGUUUGUUGAGGCAGAGUCUGAUGGAGAACGCAGCAAAGGGAUGAGGGCUUAUUGUGGUGCCCAGGAGGACAGAGGUGUCGGCGUGCUGCACACUGACAAGCAGAAGGUUGGCUUGUUUCUGUGAACAACCAGGGCAGUGUCAGACAAACUCAGGAAAGUUUAAACACUUAACAUAUUUCCACACCUAAACAUGCAACCCUCGCAUAAACGUAACUGCAGAACCUUGGACUUUUCAAAAGGUUUUCAGACUUUGUUGCUUUCCUUUGCAAAAUAACAAGGAACACAGCAAACACGGUAUAAACUGUUGAAUGCCAACAUAAAGAAAAGAUCAGAUAAAAAUGGAUCCAGCAAGUUUUGCCGUUAGGUUUUGUUCAUAAUCCUUCAUAAGCUAAUAAGCUUUGGAGAAAUUAAACUUUUCUAAGUAAGUUCCUGAUGGAAAACCUUCCUUCAUAGUUUAUAUUUUAACAAUUACAAGAGCAAACCCUGUCGACCAGUGGUGUUCUGCUAAAAUUAAAAUCGUAUUCAGAAAAACCAUUGAUCAAAUCUUUGACACAGCAAAUGCUGAUGGGAAUCUGUUCACCACAGAAUAGCUGUCAUGGUCAGAAACGGGUUUGUCUUUCACUGCCUGAAUUCCUCACGGAGGGUUUGACCAAACUCAGCAGGAAUAUUUCAACAAUCUGCUGUGUAAAUAUGACGGGACAACCAGCUUUUCUGCUCUGCAGCGUGUGAAAGAACCACAAACAAAACACCCCCUGAUGACUCCGCCUUUCCCAGUAGAGAGCUGCAUUUGAAAUGGCUACGGGGCUUGAAACAACGCUUGAAUUUCUUUUUCCUUUCUCAAGUAAUGUAAAUGUGCUUUUUCUGUAGCAGGCUGUAGAAUUCAUUUGUGCAUUUGUGUAAAAUAGGAGUUAAAAAAAGAGAAUACUGUGUGCCUUAUUGAGAUUUCUACUGCAGGUAGGACACAUUGAGCCAAGAUGACUGAUUUUUUUUGAGGAAUAUUUACAUUGGACGAUUGUUUUAGAGUGAUCAUUUUAAGCUCAGAAUAGCAUGAAUUUGCAAAAAAAAAAUAGUCUCUAAGAGGCACAAAAAUAUGUUUUUUUUAAUUGUUAAAAAUUCAUCUAUUGAAUGAGCAUUUCUCACAGUUUACAUCCAUUAGGGUAAUAAUUAAUGACUGCUGCAAAAAGCGCUGCACUCUUUGUUAAAAUAGUCUAUUUUUUGGCGUUCAGAUUGAUGUGUUGCUGCUAACGUUUAGGAUACCAGCUGCUUAGUCCUACUGAAGUUCUCAGGUUUAGCUUUUUCAUCAAAAGAUUGUAUUUUAUUUUCACUUUAGGUAAAGAAAAAACCUCUUCCCUGCCCUACGGGCUGCAGCAAACAUCCGCCCAUCUCACAGCAUCGCUGCUACACAUUAGUUGUUACUUUAUGUUGUCAGGGCAAGUGUCCCGCUUUGACAGAGGUAAAAAAAAAAUGCGUGGGAAGAUUGAGUCAAAUACAAAGUCACCUGCCACGGACAAUGCGGCCUUGUCUUCUCUCUUUUUCUUUUGCUCUGGGUGGUUUCACGGUGACUCACACCUCCAAAAUGUGACCAAAAUAUUUCCCGUGUUUCUGCUCCAGGACGCUCUGACCACACCGAUCUGCAACGUUAAUGCUAGAGAUGAACGAGAUGUUUGUUAUUUAUAUUUAAAAUAUUUUCAAAUGUACUUUAAAAAUGCCUUUAGAUGAAAAAGUGCAGAGUCUGCGGGACACAAUUCGUACCGAGAACAAUUUCUUGCCACUUUAAUAUUUUCUUCAAAAACUGUAAAUAUUCAAAAGAAACGUUGAAUGUUAUGAAAAAAUACUAUGAACCUUCCUAUUUUUGCAGACUUCGUUUAAGAAGCAGAGCCAAAGGAAAAUGUUAUUUUGACAUGUUUAUGACAGUUUUGAUGCCUGAGUCGUUCCCCGCAAUGAUGCAACACAACGUCUAGAGAACGUCUCGUCAUCAUGACAAGACCUAAAAUCCAUCUGAGUCACUCCUAAAAAAAAAAAAUAAAAAAAAAGAAGAAGUUAAAUUCAAAGUGUGUGGGGUGGAAAAAGAGAGUAAAUGUCAGUGAAGACCUCUGGUUUACUCCAAAACCCUGUAUUCAAAUUGAACCUGCAGAAAAGCGAAAUUGUCUGGAAAGUUGUUGCCAUCCCCAUCAUCUCCAUACAGUUGGAGUUUUUGAGAUUAUGGCUUUUGUCGUAAACAUUUACUGUUUGUACUUUAUGCAGGCGGGGCUGCAAAAUAAAGCAAAACUGUCUUUUUGGGGCAAAUGACAGACAUUUUGCUUGACAGGACAUAAACUAUAAAAGGUCACGUUCUUAACUGGGUGAUUGCAGUUGAGUUUGAGAAAAAAAACAGAACAAUUAUCAUCUGAUUGCUUGGAAAAGUGUUUUUUUAUGCUCUAUUAAUCAAGGACCCCAUUUAUUGUUUUCUUUUCUUUUUGUUGCUUGUUAAAAACUGCAUCUGUAACUUUUUAAAAUAAAUAGAUUUGUAGAUUUGUUUUUGCUCUGCAGGUAAGCUGGGAGUAAAUUCAAUUGCAGGAAUUAACUUCAUGGUACUUGAUCUUACCCUUUAAUAACCCUUGUGCUAUCUUGUGGGGUCCAAAUGACCCCACUGCGAGUGGGGUCAUUUGGACCCCACAAGAUAGCACAAGGGUUAUUACAGGGUAAAAUCUACGGAAGCCCAUUUCUGCCACUUUUGACGGAAAAUACCCAGUAUUACCGUAAUUCUGCACAUUAGAGCGCACCGUAAAUGAAUGGUCUAUUUUCAAACUUUUGUCAUACUUAAGGCACACCAAACUAUAGGGCGUAAUAAAAAUUAGUAAUAAAUCUAUCGGUGAGCUACACUUUAUUCCCAAAACAAACAUUCCUGUGUCUACACCAACUCCUAACCCAGUUAGUAACACGAAAGACAAACACAGUCCGACACGUUGGUUGCGUUAGCACAUUCACAAUAAUGCCCAACUCCUGAAAAACAGACUUCUCAAAAUCGCUUCCGACGUUAAUAAGCGCAAGCAGAAUUAAUACAAAUAUAAAGCACUCUGGAUUAUAAAGCACACUGUUGUUUUUUGGUCAAAAAUAAGGCUUUUAAGUGCACCUUAUAGAGUGAAAAAUAUGGUAUUUUUGAAAUGAUAAAAUUAAUUUGUCUAAAUGUGAAAAUAGUGAUGACAGCUACGUUGUUAUAUUUAGUUUCAAGCUAAUUUGAUUUAACUCAAAACUUUGACACGUUUUAAUUUAUUCCAUUUUUCCUAUCCUUGAAUCACUUCCUUACCACAGCUCAACAUGCUUCAUCUCAUUUUUGCCCACUAAACCAACCUCUGUAUUUACCUAAAAGUUAAAAAAAUAGUAGUUUGAUGAAAGGCUAAAUCAAAGUUAGAAAAAAAAAUUGUGCUUCUUUUUUUAAUAUAUAGGUAGCAAUGUGCUCCCAUACAUCCCAAUAGGGUUUUUACAAGCCAUUACAUCACUUCACAGAAUAAAGUGCCACAACUUCAACUUUUUUCUUCCUUUUUCCUCAAAUUUAAAACAUUGAAAGUUUGUGUAAAGUUUCAAGUCAUGUUUGUAUUUCUCCAUGGAAUGUUAAUGCAUGUACUGUAUGUAAAUAAACUGAAUGCAGGUGUAAAUAAACUCCAAUAUGAAGGCUUUA